Messenger RNA from Echinostoma caproni, 243 nucleotides. The record is from the annotation of a GenBank genome assembly. Lineage: Eukaryota; Metazoa; Platyhelminthes; Trematoda; Plagiorchiida; Echinostomatidae.
GCGAGCAUCGACGGUCCGGCGGUCACGAUCAUCGACAUCGAGGUAGUCAUCGCCACUCGUCCGAAUCCCAUCCGCACACAUUUAGUGACUCGUUCAGCUCGCACAGCGAAGGAGGCGGCGGUGGUGGUGGGGGUGCAGGCGGUGGUGGUGGUGGGUUCGGCGAGGGUGGAGCGCACGGACAUUCGUCCUCGUUUGGCGGGGGUGGUGGACACGACGCUCACGGUGGUGGUGCCGCAGCACACG